Erpetoichthys calabaricus (reedfish) is the source of this 5770-nucleotide messenger RNA. RefSeq names its product zinc finger protein 271-like. NCBI's taxonomy places the organism in Eukaryota, Metazoa, Chordata, Cladistia, Polypteriformes, Polypteridae. The transcript has 7 exons. The coding region runs from base 360 to 3974 and encodes 1204 amino acids. The record is from RefSeq and is a predicted model, not a curated record.
CCCAUCCCUAAGUAUUCGUAAUCAAAAGGUUGUGUACAUGCAUAGUAAUCCUAGACUGGCCUCCUCUACAAAUGGCGUAAUUAGAUAGAACAGCUGUUAAGUUUCCCGGCGCAUAGUCGACUUUUAAAUUUCUCCUUCAACUGUUUACCAAACUGUCACGUGUAGCUAUGGUCGCGUACGGCUGACGUCAUCCAGGGCGACGGCUACUGAAGCCACUCGGCCUUCCCGAAUUGUAGCGACAGCCGCACGAGAGCAAGACUGGUGGGGGUGAGGCAGAAGUUUCAGCGAGGUUAGAAAGUUCUCCAUCGCCGACAAACGGAGGACAAAAGGAAAAAUCUGCCAUUUACUGUAACGUUUAAAUGGAUGUGAAAGAGGAGACGUGUGAGGCUGACCUGAAUAUCAUGGAGGAGAGGACCAUAAAUAUUAAGGAGGAGGACUGUGAUUGGGAGAGUGUCCACCCCAAACAGGAGAGUCUGGACAUCAAGGAAGAGGACCGUGAACUGGGGUCAGUGUGUUUAAAAGAGGAGGAUGAAGAGAAGUGUAUCAGCAGUGAGAUACACAACUAUAGGAGUAUGGAGAGCGUCAAGGAAGAUGACCUUCAUUAUGAACAUCAAGAUGGAGCAGUGACCGGGUUAGUCUCUUCUCAAAGCAGACACCUUUCAUCUCCAGAGUUUUCUGUCAAUGUAAAAGAUGAAUCGUUACAGUCUGACAUAAAAGGUACUGAAGAAAUUUCAUCUCAGCCACCACCUAAAACAUCAUCUGAAAAAAGAAUCAAACUUCACUGCUGUUCUGAAUGUGGCAAACAGUUUUCAAUAAAAUGUAAUCUUCAAAGGCAUCAAAGACUUCACACAGGAGAGAAGCCUUAUUGCUGCUCUGAGUGUGGCAAAAAGUUUUCACAGAAAAGCAAUCUUCAGAGCCACCAAAAACUUCACACAGGACAGAAGCCAUAUUGCUGUUCUGAAUGUGGUAAAAAGUUUACACAGAGAAGCAGUCUUCAGAGCCACCAAAAACUUCACACAGGACAGAAGCCAUAUUGCUGCUCUGAGUGUGGCAAAAAGUUUUCACAGAGAUGCAAUCUUCAGAACCACAAAAUAAUUCACACAGGACAGAAGCCAUAUUGCUGCUCGGAGUGUGGCAAAAAGUUUUCACGGAGAAGCCAACUUCAGAGCCACAAAAUAAUUCACACAGGGGAGAAGCCAUAUUGCUGUUCUGAGUGUGGCACAAAGUUUUCACAGAGAAGCAAUCUUCAGUGCCACCAAAGAAUUCACACAGGGGAGAAGCCAUAUCGCUGCUCUGAAUGUGGAAAACAAUUCUCUUAUAGUAAUUCUUUUCAGAAACACAUUAAAAUUCACUCCGGAGAGAAACCGUAUUGCUGUUCUGAAUGUGGCAAACAGUUUUCAUGGAAAAGCAAUCUUCAAAGCCACAAAAUAAUUCACACAGGACAGAAGCCAUAUGACUGUUCUGAAUGUGGUGAAAAGUUUUCACAGAGAAGGGAUCUUCAGAGCCAUCAAGUAAUUCACACAGGACAGAAGCCGUAUUUCUGCUCUGAAUGUGGCAAACAGUUUUCAUGGAAAAGCAAUCUUCAAAGGCACCAAAGACUUCACACAGGAGAGAAGCCAUAUGACUGUUCUGAAUGUGGUAAAAAGUUUUCACAGAGAAGGGAUCUUCAGAGCCAUCAAAUAAUUCACACUGGACAAAACCCGUAUUGCUGCUCUGCAUGUGGCAAACAGUUUUCACGGAGAAGCAGUCUUCAAAGGCACCAAAGACUUCACACAGGAGAGAAGCUAUAUGACUGUUCUGAAUGUGGUAAAAAGUUUUUGGAGAGAAGGGAUCUUCAGAGCCACCAAAGAAUUCACACAGGACAGAAGCCAUAUUGCUGUUCUGACUGUGGCAAAAUGUUUUCACAGAGUCGCAGUCUUCAGAACCAUCAAAUAGUUCACACGAGAGAUUUUGAUGAUGAGGGUCAUGUGGACAUCUGGGACACCCGCCAUUCAAUCCAUAAACAUGAGGCAGUGUGGUAUGUUGAUCAGGAGAUGAUGGAGCACAUCGUCACCAUAGAAGAAAUGGAGGAGACAACAGAAAAUAAAAUGGAUGUGAAAGAGGAGACGUGUGAGACUGACCUGAAUACCAUAAAAUUAAGGAUCAUAAAUGUUAAGGAGGAGGACUGUGAGUGGGAGAGUGUCCACCCCAAACAGGAGAGUCUGGACAUUAAGGAAGAGGACCGUGAACUGGUGUCAGUGAAAAUUAAAGAGGAGGAUGAAGAGAAGUGUGUCAGCACAGAGAUACACAACUAUAGAAGUUUGGAGAGUGUCAAGGAAGAUGACUUUCAUUAUGGACAUCAAGAUGGAGCAGUGACCGGGUUAGUCUCUUCUCAUAGCAGACACUCUUCAUCUCCGGAGUCUUCUAUCAAUGUAAAAUAUGAAUCAUUACAGUCUGACAGAAAGACAACUGAAGAGAUUUCAUCUCCUCGAACUGAGGAAGAUCAGCCAUCACCUAAGAAGUCAUCUAAAACAAGUGAUCCUGAGGCCAGCAUUGGCGAUGUUGAUACCGAUACUGAUACAGCCAGAGUGUCAUCUUGUAAGAAUGGUUACUCUUCUAUAAACACUUACGGAAAGAAAGAUCACUGCAGUGUGGAAUGUGGCAGAGAAUUCUCUAACAGGAGUGCUCUUCAAAUACUCAUGAGAGUUCACACAGGAGAGAAGACAUAUUGCUGUAAUGAAUGUGGUAAACACUUUUCACAAAAAGGCAAUCUUCAGAUACACAUGAGAAUUCACACUGGAGAGAAGCCAUAUUGCUGUAAUGAAUGUGGCAAACAGUUUGCACAUAAAAGCAAUCUUCAGAACCACACGAAAGUUCACACCAGAGAGAAAACAUAUUGCUGUAAUGAAUGUGGUAAACAGUUUUCAUAUAAAGGCAAUCUUCAGACACACAUGAGAGUUCACACAGAAGCGAAGAAAUAUUGCUGUAAUGAAUGUGGUAAACAGUUUUCAUAUAAAGGCAAUCUUCAGACACACAUGAGAGUUCACACAGAAGCGAAGAAAUAUUGCAGUAAUGAAUGUGGUAAACAGUAUUCACAAAUUUGCCAUCUUCAGAUACACACGAGAGUUCACACUGGAGAUAAGCCAUAUUGCUGUAAUGAAUGUGGUAAACAGUUUUCACGUAUAAGCCAUCUUCAGAUACACACGAGAGUUCACACUGGAGAGAAGACCUAUUGUUGUAAUGAAUGUGGCAAACGGUUUUCAUCAAAAGGCAAUCUGCAGAGACACACGAGAGUUCACACCGGAGAGAAGCCAUAUUGCUGUAAUGAAUGUGGUAAACAGUAUUCACAAAUGAGCCAUCUUCAGAUACACACGAGAGUUCACACUGGAGAGAAGCCAUAUUGCUGUAAUGAAUAUGGUAAACAGUUUUCAUCAAAAGGCCAUCUUCAGAUACACACUAGAGUUCACACCGGAGAGAAACCAUAUUGCUGUAAUGAAUGUGGUAAACAGUUUUCAUCAAAAGGCCAUCUUCAGAUACACACUAGAGUUCACACCGGAGAGAAGCCAUAUUGCUGUAAUGAAUGUGGCAGACAGUUUUCAUCAAAAGGCAAUCUGCAGAGACACACGAGAGUUCACACCGGAGAGAAGCCAUAUUGCUGUAAUGAAUGUGGUAAACAGUAUUCACAAAUGAGCCAUCUUCAGAUACACACGAGAGUUCACACUGGAGAGAAACCAUAUUGCUGUAAUGAAUGUGGCAAACAGUUUUCACGAAUGAGCCAUCUUCAGAUACACAGGAGAGUUCACACUGGAGAGAAGCCAUAUUGCUGUAAUGAAUGUAGUAAACAGUUUUCACGAAUGAGCCAUCUUCAGAUACACAGGAGAGUUCACACUGGAGAGAAGCCAUAUUGCUGUACUGAAUGUGGCAAAAAGUUUUCAGAAAAAGGCAAACUUCAGAAACACAUGAGUUUACACUGGAGAGAAGCCAUAGUACUGUAAUGAAUGCAAUAAACAGUUUUCACAGAUAGUCAGUCUUCAGAGACACAUGAGAGUUCACAACAGAAUAAAAACAGUAGCUGUUCAAAAAUCAAUCUAGAUAAAUAAGAACCCUUCAGGACUCAAGAGUGAGGUUCAGUUGUGUCCUGAAAUGUAAGCAAACUAAACUAUUGUUGAGAAAUGAAUCUCAAGAGAAGCCAUAUUGCUGUUUGGAAUGUGGCAAACAAAUCUGUCAGAGCAGUACACUUCAGAGACGCAGCAGAAUUCACACCGGAGAGAAGUACAACUGAACUGUCCUGACUAAAGAGUGAGGUUCACUCCUGCCUGGACAGUAAGCACAUGUAACGACUCAAAUCCAUCCUACUUAGUGUUGUGUCAAAAACAAAUCAACAUGGAGGAGACAUAGAAGUUUAUAUCCUUUUUCCUUUUCCAGAAGCAAAAUAAAGAACAGGGCGUCACAAACGGCUUCUCACCAAAGCCCCUACAGCCUCCACCAUGUGCCUAGCUCUGUUUUCAUAACAUACGUAUUACAUAUAGAACUAUUUACAAUGUAUUACACACAUUUCAUCAGAAAACAGAAAAAAAAAACUUUACAAUAUACAUAGCCUCACACAAUAAAUAAUAGUUAUGCUUUAUAAUAUUAUAUAUUUUGCUAUUUUAAUAUAACAAAAAAUAAGAAAACAUACCUUGACAAAUAAAGAACAAACAGCUUCUCGCCAAUGCUUAUUAAAUAAUAAAUCAAUUACUAAUAAUUAUAAACACAUUAAAUAAUAAAUCAAUUACUAAUAAUUAUAAACACAAACUAUUAAUACAAAAUAAAAAAUUAAAAUCCAAAAUAUACACAUGAUCAUGCUGUACACCACGCUGAAUCGUGUUUUAACACUGUGGCAGCGUACUAAAAGAAGAAAUGCUUUUUUAAAUUUUAUUUUAUUUUUGUUUGUUUGCUUUUGAUAAUAAAAGAUUCAAAACUGUAUAUAAGAACUCGGUGGGGGUGGGGGGGGGGGCACAUAACUUAUUUAACACUUGAGAAUUAUCAAAUAAUAUACAUGUCAAAUAAAUAGAAUAAAAUUAGAAAAGGCUUGGAGAGAGCAGACUUACCUGUACUGCAAUGGUUCUCAAUCUGUGGGGCGAGCCCCCCUAGUGGGGUGUGAAGUAACAAAAAGGGGGGUGCAAAGAUGUGAAAAAAGAAAACAAGAAUCAAAAAUAUGAAAAAUAAAUCUAUUGAAACCAAAACAAAUUAACUUAAACUACAUUCUGAUACUAGAAAAAUAGUUAUAAAUGUCGAUAAAUGUUAAGUAGGUAUAAUAAAAUAUGCAUCUGUGAUAUAUAAUUAAUUUAAAAAGAACAAAGUGGUAUUAGUGAGCUCAUUUAAAAAAAAAACAUUGGGGGGGGGGCAAUUAAAACUGUUAUGUAAACUCGGUUUUCAAAUACUUAAUGGUUGAGAGACGCUGCUGUACAGCAUCCACCAUCGCCUGAGGGUGCCUGCUGUCUGUGGGGAGUCACAUUAAUUAGCAUCCGUACUCCAAAUAUGACACUAAGUUUACACAAACAAUUGCUUUUGGGAAAAUUCAUAACUGAAAGAUACAAAAAAAUGAAAAAGACAGAAUACACUUCCCUACACAUAUUGCCAUAUUGCAGUACUGGAUGUGCCAACAAUUCUCACAAAUCAGAAUCUUCUGGGCCACAAAGAAUUCAGUCUGGGUGCCACCUCCAGAAGUGGACUUUGUUGGAGAAGAUCUACACCAGGGGGCUAUCAACCCUUUGUCAUGGCAUACCACCCCAAAAAAAAUAAAUGUUCU